GAGGGAGACGGAGCAAGAGAGAGUGAGAAAGCUGAGUGGGGAGAAGACGUUCCCAGAUUAGUCAGUGGCUUCAUGGAGUUAUGUGUCUCUGAUCCGCCGCCAUGGAUUGCAAUCCGCGAUCACUCCUUUUCGUUUUACUUCUUUUGUUGUCCUGCGUUAUCCCCGCGUUUCCCGUCUUCUAUCCCCCCAAUGAAGUCAACCUGUUAGACUCAAAAGCAAGCCAAGGGGAGUUAGGAUGGAUUUCCUACCCAUCACAUGGGUGGAGGGAAAAUUGGGAGGAGAUCAGUGGGGUGGAUGAGCACUACACUCCCAUCAGGACCUUUCAGGUCUGCAAUGUGAUGGACUACAGCCAGAACAACUGGCUUCGGACCAACUGGAUCCCUCGCCAAUCUGCUCAGAAGAUCUAUGUGGAGCUGAAGUUCACUCUGAGGGACUGCAACUCAAUCCCGUUGGUACUGGGCACCUGCAAGGAGACAUUCAACCUCCUCUACCUAGAGGCAGAUGAUGACCAGGGCAGCCACUUCCAAGAGCAUCAGUUCUCCAAGAUUGAUACCAUUGCUGCUGAUGAGAGUUUUACUCAAACUGACCUUGGAGAUCGCAUUCUCAAGCUCAAUACUGAGGUACGCGAGGUGGGUCCCAUGACCAAGAAGGGUUUCUACCUCGCAUUCCAGGACGUGGGCGCCUGUGUAGCUUUAGUGUCAGUAAGGGUUUACUUCAAGAAGUGCCCACACACUGUGAGGAAUCUUGCCUCUUUCCCUGAUACUGUGCCCAUGGACUCCCAGUCACUGGUGGAAGUCAAAGGCUCAUGCGUCAAUCACUCCAAAGAGGAAGAGCCUCCUCGAAUGUACUGUAGCACAGAAGGGGAGUGGCUUGUGCCUAUUGGGAAGUGUCUGUGUAACCCAGGAUAUGAGGAGAGAAGCAGCACCUGCCAAACGUGCAGGGCAGGCUUCUACAAAUCUACUCUCGGGAAUAUGGAGUGCUCAAAGUGUCCACCUCAUAGUUUCUCUCACCAUGAGGGGUCUCUUCACUGUGGCUGUGAGAAAAACUACUUCCGUGCUGAGGGAGACCCUGCUUCUAUGGCCUGUACUCGACCUCCUUCAGCUCCCCGGAACGUAAUCUCUUCCAUCAAUGAAACUUCUGUUAUCCUGGAAUGGAGCUGGCCUGAGGACACCGGAGGGCGCAGGGAUAUCACCUUCACUGUCCUUUGCAAACGUUGCCGUGCUGUUGCUGCUAAUGGCAGCAGCAGUGGGACCCAGCGCUGUGAACCUUGCCGGAGCAAUGUUCGCUUCCUGCCAAGAGCCAUGGGACUGCACAACACCACAGUGACGGUUGGCGACUUGUUAGCCCACACUAACUACACAUUUGAGAUUGAAGCACAGAACGGUGUGUCAUCGCUGGCACCAAAGAUGAGACAGUACGCUGCCGUCACCAUCACCACCAACCAAGCGGCUCCCUCUCCAGUAGCAGUGAUCAAAAAGGAGAAGACAACUCGAAGCAGUGUCUCCCUGUCCUGGCAGGAGCCAGAAAGACCCAACGGUAUCAUCCUUGACUAUGAGAUCAAAUACUACGAAAAGGAGGAGCAGGAGACCAGCUACACAAUCCUCCGUGCUCGAGGUUGUAAUGUGACCCUGAAUGGUUUGAAGCCCAACACUGCCUACUUACUUCAAAUCAGAGCCCGUACCGCAGCAGGAUAUGGAGCCAGCAGCCCCACUUUCCAGUUCGAGACCAGCCCUGACUCAGCCUUCUCUAUCUCAAGUGAAAGCAGCCAGGUUGUUUUGAUUGCCAUUUCUUCUGCCGUAGCCAUCAUCCUGCUCACUGUGCUUCUCUACGUCCUGAUUAGCAGGUUUUGUUGCCGGAGCAAAUCCAAACAUCCUGAUGAAAAAAGACUGCAUUUUGGCAAUGGACACUUGCGUCUGCCAGGGAUCAGAACCUAUGUGGACCCCCACACAUAUGAGGACCCGAGCCAGGCUGUGCACGAAUUUGCCAAGGAACUGGAUGCCUCCUGCAUUGCCAUAGAUAAAGUGGUGGGAGCAGGUGAAUUUGGAGAAGUCUGCAGUGGUCGCCUGAAGUUGCCCAGCAAAAAGGAGAUCUGCGUGGCCAUCAAAACUCUCAAAGGUGGAUAUACAGACAAACAGAGGCGGGACUUCCUUUCUGAGGCAUCAAUCAUGGGACAGUUUGACCACCCUAACAUCAUCAGGCUGGAGGGGGUGGUAACACGCAGUAAACCUGUCAUGAUCGUCACCGAGUACAUGGAAAAUGGUUCUCUUGACAGCUUCUUAAGAAAACAUGAUGCCCAGUUCACAGGAAUCCAGUUGGUUGGCAUGCUGCGCGGUAUUGCUUCAGGCAUGAAGUAUCUGUCAGACAUGGGUUACGUUCAUAGAGACUUGGCCGCUCGAAACAUUUUGGUCAACAGCAAUCUGGUGUGUAAAGUGUCAGACUUUGGCUUGUCCCGGGUGCUGGAGGAUGACCCGGAGGCUGCUUACACAACUAGGGGAGGUAAAAUCCCUAUUCGGUGGACUGCUCCAGAGGCUAUCGCCUACAGGAAGUUUACAUCUGCCAGUGAUGCUUGGAGUUAUGGCAUUGUGCUAUGGGAGGUGAUGUCAUAUGGGGAACGACCAUACUGGGAGAUGUCCAAUCAGGAUGUAAUAAAGGCUGUAGAUGAAGGUUACCGACUGCCCCCACCCAUGGACUGCCCUGCCACUCUCUACCAGCUCAUGUUGGACUGCUGGCAAAAAGAGAGGAACAAUCGGCCCAAGUUUGAGCAGAUAGUUAGCAUCCUGGAUAAACUCAUCCGCAACCCCAGUAGCCUCAAAAUCACAGCGAACACCACAUCCAGGCCACCCAACUUGUUGUUGGACAGAAGCAGUUCAGAGGUUCCCUCAGUGGGAACAAUGGGCGACUGGAUGGAUGGAAUGAGGACCUUGCCCUGCAAGGAGGCCUUCUCUGGGGUCAGCUACAGCUCCUGUGACACACUGGCCAAAACCUCCACAGAUAGAGUGGUUCUGACGGAGGUCCACGUCACACAAGCCACUUGCCCAGAAUGGGAGCCAUCCAUGGGGAUCACCACUCUCUAACACCCAGCUUCACCCUACUCAAGCUCUGGAUGGGAUCUAAAAAAGGUUGGAGUGACUAUUGUAGGACCGCAGAAGAAGAUAGUGAGCAGCUUGAAAGCCCUAGAUUCUCACAACAAGAAUGGCCCAGUACCUGUUUAAAAAAAUGGACCCGACAAAUGAAAACCACCAGAGACCUAUCUGUUGGUCUGUGUUGACAGACUGUGUUUGCUAAUUGCACUCUAACACAGUGGCUGCAUAUUCAGACUGAAAAUGGCGGAAAAAUAUGGCAUGAUUCAAAUGAUGUCUUUCAUUGUUUCAUUUGAAAGAUGUCCCGGCAGAGAAGUGGAGAAGAGCUCAGUUCAGUUCUACCUGCUAGGUAACUGGCUGACUCAACCCUCUGCCCCUCUGUGCCCAUGUUGAGUUGCCUUACAGACUAAGAGGGGGGUAGAGAGCAGAGAAAAGAGAAGAAGGUCAGAGAGACCUGAUCAGGAAGACAAAGGAGAACUGUACUGGGAUGCAGGGCAAGGACUGCAUUAACAUAUAGCCGGACGUCUCCAUGAUUAUGGCUUACCCACAGCACGCCCGAGAAUCAGCCUGUAGUCCAAGGCAGUGAAACAACUGAAACACCUUGCCAAGAAAGGUACGACGGACAGCAGCAGCUGACCCACUUGUAGAGCCCUCCUGGAGUGAGGAAGUCUGAAGCGUGAGAUUUUGUUGCAACUACCUUCAUUUACCGUCUCUAUCCAUGCGAGAUCUCAGCUGGAAUGGACACACCGAGAUGCUAACCGAGCCAUUUUACUCUGUAGCUCUGAUCUAUAGCAUUUGCAUUCAGUAGACAUGUCACUUAAAAGCAAUAAUGAUAUAAUCAGUGGAAUAAUUUCAUUGUAUGGAAGCCAUGAGUCUAUCACAUGUAAAAUGUAUUGAAUGCUGUGCUUUAAAAAUAACAGGGGCCAUAAAUCACUUCACCCACAGAUUUUUCUUUAUGGUGACAUCUGUGUUCUGUGUGCUUAUGAACAGAUAUUGUACAGUUUUAGUGCAGUUCUCUCUGUAACCCCUUUGUGUGAAAUCUCAGGAUGUAUACUUCCUUAUGUUUUCUCAAGCAAGGACAAACUGAUGGGGAAAAUGGAGCAAACUAGAACUGAGAAUUCAGGUUAAGAUACAUGUGCAAGAAAAGGGAAAACAGAGAGAUGAUGAUGAGAGACAACAAGUAAAAUCAAUGUCAGCCCUCUGCUACUGCUGCUGAUGUAUUGCAGAAGUGUAAUAUACUCAGAGCUCACGUUUCUUCUUUAGGGAAGACAAGUUAGCAUCAUCAAACUCUCACAACUCUCGUUUUCUUUCUAAAGAGUGUAAUUUUUGCCUGUGUAAGAUCGGUUUAGUAGGUUGAGAUUAACACUGCCUAUCUGAGGUUAUAGUCCAGUAACUUAGGUUUGAAUUCAUAAUUUAUUAAUAAAAGCCAUUUAGGAGUUGUCAUUUUGUUUGAUUGGAAAAAUUUGUGUAAAAAAUAGUUUGUUAUAUUGUAAAAUUAACUUUAACCGAUUAUUUUUGGUGUGUUUAAUGCAAAAAAAAAGUUGAGUGCCUCCUGUAGUUGGACUUGGUUUUGGUUUGACGUCAAGAAAGUCUUGGCCUUCUUUCUCUGUUCUCUUUGGGAUAUAGAGUUGGUUAUUACCUAAACUAACUAGAUUUUGCCCUGGAAGAGAUGCAGCAUAUCUAAUAGAUGAUUGCUUUCUGAGAUAGUAUCCAAGUGCGUCAUAUCUCCAGUAUGGGCUUUCCUAAAAGCACCUUAGAAGACCUUUGUACAGUGAAGUACUUUACGAUGCUAGUCUCCUGCUUUGAUGUCACCCAGUCAAUCCCUCAGUGCAACAUGUACCCAGAUUUUUUGAACUGGCACUUUGGUACUUUGUGCUUUUGGUUGGGUAAUAUGUAACAAGAAGGAUGCAAUAUUUAAGUUUCUUCAAGCACUUAGUACGCAGUAUUGCAGCACUUUGAAAUUAAAUGUUAUUGCCUUGGCGCUAGAUUAAACUUGUCUAACAGACGGGGUGAUUUUGGUGCUUUUGGGAAACCCAGCCUUGGUCAGUCUGUCAGUCCUGUCUUCUUUUCUUUGGUCUACCUGUGGAUGCUACUGUUGCUGCUAUGUGUUUUAAUUAGCAUGUACAUAAUGUAAACCAUUGUUAUUAUGGCAACUAGCACUACAGAUCCCACUAUAUGUACAUGUCCAUCCCUUUUUUGUACAAAUGUUUGUAUGUAUAAAAGCCUGAAUAAAAAUUGUGCAACAUUUUUAAUUAAAAAAAAA
Haplochromis burtoni (Burton's mouthbrooder) is the source of this 5343-nucleotide messenger RNA. It is a transcript of the gene epha3, whose product is annotated as eph receptor A3. NCBI's taxonomy places the organism in Eukaryota, Metazoa, Chordata, Actinopteri, Cichliformes, Cichlidae. The coding region runs from base 102 to 3074 and encodes 990 amino acids. Gene Ontology annotation, cellular component: neuron projection; plasma membrane. Gene Ontology annotation, biological process: protein phosphorylation; axon guidance; cell surface receptor protein tyrosine kinase signaling pathway. Gene Ontology annotation, molecular function: protein binding; ATP binding; transmembrane-ephrin receptor activity. The transcript is spliced from 19 exons. The record is from RefSeq and is a predicted model, not a curated record.